CGAGUUAGUUUGUUCAGCAAUGCUGAGGAGUAUUAGAAAAGGGCGUUUCUUUGGGGGGGGGGGUCACCCAUCCGGCCACCGCAAUUAGGGUCGACUUUCUGAGACCUAGGGAAAGGGGCGGGCUGUGGCGUUGUGUCGGAGCCAGGGGAUUUCGAUUUUCGACGAGCCUGGCCUGGAGGAUGGGUUUGAGGUGACGGAUGCACCCAGCAAAUCCGGGCGGGGUGGGAGGGCGGGGCCCGUGCUGGCAGUGCCAGGCAGCCCCAGGCUUGGAAGGAGCAGUUUGAGGGGGGCAGAUCGGGCUUUGAGAUGAGCAUCUCUCAAUUUGGGCGACUGUAGUGUGGGCAGUCACAGAUCGAUGAUAUGUAGAAUUCAUUCGGAAUAGCCGCCCGCCCACUAUGUCCUAAUGUCAGAGUUUGGGCUCUGCCUACUUGAGACUGUUCUUUUCUCCGAGGGAUCUGUAUAGAAGAGGAAGGAACAACCCCUGAUUUCUUGCCAACAGAGCUUCAAGAGAUGGUGACAUUCAAGGACGUGGCUGUGGUCUUCACAGAGGAGGAGCUGGGGCUGCUGGAUUCUGCCCAGAGGAGGCUGUACCGAGAUGUAAUGCUGGAGAAUUUCAAGAACCUGCUCCUAGUGGCACAUCAGCCCUUCAAACCAGACCUAAUAGCCCAGUUGGAGAAAGAAGAAAAUCUUCUGGUGGUGGAAACAGAAACCCCAAGAGAUGGGUGUUCAGGAAACAAGAAUCAACAAAAGAUGGAGAGUAUUCAAGAAGUGCAAUUAAGCUACCUAUCCCCCAAAGAGCUUUCUUCCUGUCCUUGGCAACAAGGUGCCAAUCGGUUAAUCAGGUGUCAAGAUUCCAUGAAAAAUUUUCAAGAAAGGAAUUCUCAGUUACAAGAACAAGGUGAUUCCCUCUCUCAGGUUCAAGCAGGAAUACCAAUUCAUAUUUCUGAAGAUGAGAACUAUACAUUGACUCAUAUAGAAGAUGGUUCUAAUUAUAUAAAAAGUCGAGAGCUUCCUUCUUGGAGGGCCCAACAUUGUUGGAGGAAGAUGUAUCUGACAGAGUCACAUAAUUGUCAGUGUAGAUGUCAGCACAUUUUCAUGAAAAGUAAUUUUUGUAAGUGUAACAGCAUCAGUUGGAUCUCAUGUCACAAAGAUAAUUUAGGAGUCCACAGAAAAGAAAAAAAUUACAGCUGUCAUGACUGUGGAGAAGAUGCCAUGAAGGUAUCCUUACUUAAUCAGGACUCAGUUCAAACAAGACAAAAUCCCUUCCCAUGUACUGAGUAUAGAAAAGCCUUCAGUAAUGACUCCUGCUCUGAAGUUCAUCAGCAGUUUCACUUGCCUGAAAAGCCUUAUACAUACAGUCCAUGUAGACAGGUCUAUAGGAAUAGUUCAGUUCUUCAUAUUCAUGAGAAUAUUCAGAGAGAAGAUGAUGUUGUUGAGAGCUCACAUCUGCAAUCCCAUCAGAGAGAGCAUAUGGAGGAGAAACAGUGUAAAUGUAGUGAAUGUGGUGAGAACUUAAAUCAGUACUCCUCUGUUAACACAUACGAACUUACCCACACAGGGGAGAUGUCCUAUAGGUGCAAUAUUUAUGAAAAAGCUUUUAGUCAUAGCUUAGACCUUAAUAGUAUUUUUAGAGUUGAAACUAGAGAGGAACCCCCUGAAUAUGAGAGUGGAAAUAUCUUUAAUGAGAAUUCAUGUCUUCAAGUCCAUAAGAAAAUCCACACCAAAGAGAAAAUAUACACAAGUAUAGAGUGCGGGAAGGCUUUCAUUUGUAGUUCAAAUCUUAGCAUUCAACAUAGACUUUGCAUGAAAGGGAGUCCCUAUAAUUCUGAGGAGUAUGGUAAUGGCUUCAAUCUGGCCUCACAUUUUCAAGACCUUCAGAUAGUCCACAGUAGGGAACAACCAUAUAAACAUUAUGUCUGGAGUAACAAUUUCAGUCAAAAUUUGUAUCUUCAAGGCCAUCAGAAAAUUCACAUUGGAGAGAAAACUUACAAGGAAUGUGAGAAUGUCUUCAACUGGAGUACAAAACUUAAAGAUCAUCAGAGAGUUCACACUGGACAGAAGCCAUACAAAUGCAAUACAUGUGGCAAAAGCUUCAGUCAUAGAUCAGUUCUUAAUGUUCAUCAGAGAGUCCACACGGGAGAGAAACCUUACAAAUGUGAAGAGUGUGAUAAGGGAUUCAGUCGGAGUUCAUACCUUCAAGCCCAUCAGAGAGUCCACACUGGAGAAAAACCAUACAAAUGUGAGGAAUGUGGGAAGGGCUUCAGUCGGAAUUCAUACCUUCAAGGCCAUCAGAGAGUUCAUACUGGAGAAAAACCAUACAAGUGUGAGGAGUGUGGUAAAGGCUUCAGCCGCAGUUCACACCUUCAAGGCCAUCAGAGAGUCCACACUGGAGAAAAACCAUUCAAAUGUGAUGAGUGUGGGAAAGGGUUCAGUUGGAGCUUUAAUCUUCAAAUUCAUCAGAGAGUUCACACAGGAGAAAAACCCUAUAAAUGUGGAGAAUGUGGUAAAGGCUUCAGUAAGGCCUCAACUCUUUUGGCCCAUCAGAGAGUCCACACAGGGGAAAAGCCAUACCACUGUGAUGAGUGUGGUAAGAGCUUCAGUCAGAGAUCAUACCUUCAAAGUCAUCAGAGUGUACACUCUGGAGAGAGACCAUAUAUAUGUGAAGUAUGUGGGAAAGGCUUCAGUCAGAGAGCAUAUCUUCAAGGUCAUCAGAGAGUCCACACUAGAGUGAAACCAUAUAAAUGUGAGAUGUGUGGGAAAGGCUUUAGUCAGAGUUCACGGCUUGAAGCACAUCAGAGGGUCCACACAGGAGGGAAACCAUAUAAAUGUGAGGUGUGCACAAAGGGCUUUAGUGAGAGUUCACGCCUUCAAGCACAUCAGAGAGUUCAUGCAGAAGGGAGACCCUAUAAAUGUGAACAGUGUGGUAAAGGUUUCACUGGGUAUUCAAGUCUUCAAGCCCACCACAGAGUCCACACUGGGGAGAAACCAUACAAAUGUGAGGUGUGUGGAAAGGGCUUCAGUCAGAGGUCAAACCUUCAAGCUCAUCAGAGAGUUCACACAGGAGAGAAACCAUACAAAUGUGAUGCAUGUGGUAAGGGUUUUCGUUGGAGCUCAGGUCUUCUAAUUCAUCAAAGAGUCCAUAGUGGUGAUAAAUUCUAUAAAAGUGAAGUGUAUGGUAAGGAUUACCCUUCAGCAGAGAAUCUACACAGAAAUGAAGAUUCUGUUUUGUUUUGAAGUCAUUAAGUGGGAGCUGACAUUUUCCAGUCACUAGUUUUUUAAAUAGUAAAAUAAUCUUGUAAAAAUGAAAAUAUAAUGUUUCUGCCAACUUCAACAUUCAUAAUGGUCAGAAGGGUUCCAUAAGGGAUUUUUGUCAGAAUGUUACCAUCAAUCAUUGCAUAGGAGAUAGGGUUUUCUAAACCAGUAAGUCUACAAAACAGUGACAUUUCAUAACUCAGUGGAAGUGCUCCAUACUUUUUGCUAAAUGAGUAAAAAGUAUGUAAAUGUUGAAAAUUGUAUUAAGCUAUCCUGCAAGCAAUCUUAAUAAAGUCAUUUCAAGUAAUAAUGUAUUUACUUGUAGAACAUCAAGCAGUAUUGCAAUCUGAAAUAACAUGAAUUUGGUUGUAACCUUAUUGGAGUUGGUUCCUAUCCCAUGUACCAUCUUUAGCAGGGAUGUGCUGAAUUUUUGUUUGUUUGUUUGUUUUGAGACAGAAUCUCACUUUGUCAUACUUGGUAGAAUGCCAUGGCGUCAUAGCUUACAGCAACCUCAAACUCUUGGACUCAAGCAAUUCUCUUGUCUCAGGCUCCUGGGUAGCUGGGACUAUAGGUGCCCGCACCAAUGCCUGGCUAUUUUUAGAGGCAGGAGUCUCACACUUGCUCAAGCUGGUCUUGAACCUGUGAACUCAGGCAAUCCACCAGCCUCUGCCUCCUAGAAUGCUAGGAUUACAGGCAUGAGCCACUGCAUCCAGCUGACAUGCUGAAUUUCUUAACAUUUGGCCUCCAGUUGAAGUUUAUGUGGGCAUGUAUAUGCAUACAUGUGUGCACUUUAAAUGAUAGCACAAACUAAUAAUGGUUCUGGUUAACUUUGGAAAAAUGGAACACUGUAUUUAACAUAAUUGAAUUUCUACUCCUGCUAUGUGUAUUGAGGCAGAGUUUUACUGUAAUAUUUGGAAAGUGUCAGAAAUAGUUACUGAUUGCUAUCAUUUUUUUAAUAAAUGUCAAAAAAGUUACAGUACUUGCCUUUUUACUCUCUGUGUUUCUAUCAAAGUCUAUUUGAUCUGACUGAUUUCUAAGUGUUGACAAAGCCAAAUCUACUUAGGAAAAGUUUCUGACGAGUUUGAAGGACUUUAAUUUUGUCACGUUCUCUAGCCCCAUACUUCUCCACUCACACAAAAAGGGAAAAGUCUUGGGUGGUGCCUGUAGCUCAAGCAGCGAAGGCGCCAGCCACAUACACCAGAGCUGGUGGGUUUGAAUCCGGCCCAGGCUUGCCAAACAAUGACAACUAUAAUCAAAAAAUAGCCAGGUGUUGUGGCGGGCACGUGUAGUCCCAGCUACUCGAGAGACUGAGCCAAGAGAAUCACUUAAGUUUAAGGUUGCUGGGAGCUGUGACACCAUGGCAUCGACCCAGGGCAACAGCUUGAGGCUCUGUCUCAUUAAAAAAAAAAGGAAAAGUCUUGAAUUUUUCUACACAUUUUGUCAAAUAUAUUGACGAUUAGGAUAGCAUUGUUAUUUGCUUGCUAGUCUGUCUUUAAAAGCUAUGUGUUUCAUUGGUGACAGUGAAAAAUAUAUGCUUGUCAUCCAAUAUAUAUAAAAAUAUUUAAUAUCAGAAAGUAAAAUUUACAGAUGGAAAUAACAGAAUGUAUGACUAAUUUUUAUAAUGAGGAAGAACUGUACAAUACCAGUUAUUUUUUGAGACAGUUUCACUCAGUUGCCCUCCAUAGAGUACCAUGGCGUCACAGCUCACAGCAAUCUCCAGCUCUUGGGCUAAGACGCGAUUCUCUUGCCUCAGCCUCCCAGAACCUGGGACUAGAGGCGCCCACCACAACGCCUGGCUAUUUUUUGUUGCAGUUUGGCCAGGGCCGAGUUUGAACCCUCCACCCUUGGCAUAUGGGGCCAGCGCCCUACUCACUGAACCACAGGCACCGCCCAACAAUACCAAUUUUUUAAACUGGAAAUAAAUGUCCA
This is a messenger RNA of Nycticebus coucang (slow loris), 5181 nucleotides long. RefSeq names its product zinc finger protein 112 (gene ZNF112). Bases 511 to 3234 code for a protein of 907 amino acids. Gene Ontology annotation, molecular function: DNA-binding transcription factor activity, RNA polymerase II-specific; RNA polymerase II cis-regulatory region sequence-specific DNA binding. Gene Ontology annotation, biological process: regulation of transcription by RNA polymerase II. NCBI's taxonomy places the organism in Eukaryota, Metazoa, Chordata, Mammalia, Primates, Lorisidae. The transcript is spliced from 5 exons. The record is from RefSeq and is a predicted model, not a curated record.